GUUGUUGUUUCCAUGGAUACCACAAACUGAACGGUGGAAUUGUUAUGUCGCUUCUCACGCCAUCGAAGACGAUUUUAUUGUCCUAAAACAAGGAAUUAUCAGACUUUUGGAGAGAAGAAACCAAACAAAAGAUCGACGCAGAAAAUGUCCUCAGGGUGGAAUAACUACGGGUUACCGUUUAUACCUGGAUAUAGUUUUAGGGAUCUGACGAAGUCAUCCUUCCAUCGUUCCCAGACACUCAGCUAUAGGAAUGGUUAUGCUAUGCCUCGCCGUCCUUCUGUAGGCAUUGGGCAGGAACCUCUUCUAUCAGAGCAACUAACUCAACAGCAAAUCAAUGAACUGACCUUUGAGAGAUCAGACAUUGCAUACGCCACACAAGACAAGUCCCAUUAUGAGCAAUUCAUCCCAGCACAUGUGGCGCUCUAUCAGAAGACUCUUCGCUUUAAUGCAUACUUCUUGGAGGAUGUCCCACAGUCCCCUGAAGAGGACUACCGUGUUCGCCCAGUGGUAAUUUAUUAUUACCUUGAGGAUGACAGCAUGUGCAUCAUGGAGCCAGUAGUGGAGAAUUCUGGGAUGCAACAAGGGAAGCGACUUAAACGUCAACGUGUGCCAAAGAAUGAACACGGGGAGCAUUACCUGUGGAAAGACUUCAACCUGGGUAUAGACCUGGAGAUGUACGGGGUCAAAUACCACAUAACGCAGUGUGACGCAUUCACUAAGGAAUUCAUGGAGAGUGAGGGCAUAGUUUUGAAUGAGCCAGAACCCACGCCCGAAGAUCCUUAUACCAGACGUCGUAAUAAGCCAAGUGCACAAACUUCCCGGACUACCGGUUCUACAUUUGACAAUUUCCAACGUUUUCCUUACACAGAAAACAUGGUGCUGCGAUUCCGCGCCUUUCGGAUUGAAUCGAAUUCUGCGCACAGGAUUACCUGGCCUGUUGUCAUUAACUAUUACCUGGUGGAUGACACGGUGAAGAUCAGAGAGGUCCAUGAACGCAACAGCGGGCAAGAACACUUCACUCUUUUCAUGCGCAGACAGAAAAUACCGAAAAAAAUCAAAUCAGAGGUUUUCCCUAGCUGUGUGCUGGAGGUCCCCAAGGAGCAUGUGGAAGAGUAUUACUCCCCCAAAGACUUCCAGCUGGGUCAAACCAUCAAGCUUCUGAGCCAUCACUUACUGUUGCUCGACUUUGACAGCUUCACCAAAGAUUAUUACCAGAGGAACUACCCAGACAUGGAGAUGAAAGCUGUAGAGAUAGAAAGGAAAGAGGAGGUUAAAAAGAAGGAGAUCCCACCUUACAAUGGCUUUGGCUCCAUUGAAGACUCUCUUCGAAAUUGUUUUUCCUUAAUCCCUGCACCUCCCAAAGUGAAAUUGCUGAGAUUAGAGGAGGACAAAGUGCUUCGCUACACUGCCCAGCUGGUAUCCCCAUAUCCAGAGGAUGCUGACCGGCAAUUUGUUCUGUCCUACCACCUCUUAAACGACAUGAUCAGUAUUUUUGAAAAGCCAGUGCGCAACUCUGGCAUCAUAGGUGGAAAAUUCUUAGAAAAGACCCGGGUUCCAAAACCAGGCUCCAGCGUGGAUAAUCCUGAGUUCUACUCACCUGCAGACUUUGCUAUUGGAGCCACUGUAGAGAUUUUCAGCCAUCGCUUCGUUCUGACCAACACAGAACACAAUGUGCUCAAUUAUUUGGAGUCCAACUCAAGCCAGAUACCUUCUCAGACUUUGGACUCGGUGAGACAGAAGCUAGGAGUGGAGGCAGCGAAUAACAAGCCUAAGGAACAAAAAGAUGAAGGACCAGUUCCCUGAUCUAAAGGAAAUCCUGUAUAUUUCUCCCAAAAAUGAAACAAUAAAAUGUGUUUGGAGGAAGUAUUCUUAACUAAAUAAACC
Cyprinodon variegatus (sheepshead minnow) is the source of this 1884-nucleotide messenger RNA. It is a transcript of the gene efhc1, whose product is annotated as EF-hand domain (C-terminal) containing 1. The coding region runs from base 145 to 1803 and encodes 552 amino acids. Gene Ontology annotation, molecular function: alpha-tubulin binding. The record is from RefSeq and is a predicted model, not a curated record. The transcript has 10 exons. NCBI's taxonomy places the organism in Eukaryota, Metazoa, Chordata, Actinopteri, Cyprinodontiformes, Cyprinodontidae. Gene Ontology annotation, biological process: cilium-dependent cell motility; mitotic spindle organization; mitotic cytokinesis. Gene Ontology annotation, cellular component: axoneme; mitotic spindle.